UGUUUCAGGGGAAGUAUGCAACAUGGCAGAGCCGUGGAACAGACUAAACAUACCAUUUCCCUCUGCUGUUUCUAGUGUUCGAAUUCAGUACACCGCAACUACAGAUCUGCAUGUUAGAUCUGUCCUGGUGCACAAUGAGAAGGUGCUCAAGUUAAUUCGCAGUGAGAUCCUUCAAACGGAGAUCCGUGUGUUGUAUGAGCUGCUGUACGUCCUGAACAACAGCUGCAGAGGACACAGGACAUUCAGAGCCUUAAAGCAGGUUGAACAAUGCAUAAACAGAUUGAAGGACAUGAAGCUGGACGUGGCUCUGCAGGAUCUGUCUGAUCUGUGUCCCAGUGGAAUCCAAAGGUCGGUCAGUUUGAAGGUGUGUGAGGCCUCCGUUCCCAGUCAGCCCAUGUUGGAGUGGGUUUGUCUCCGAGUCCUUGGCGCUGCUCAGCUGUUGAACCGGACCAUGAGCCGCUGCAGCCGAGCCUUUGUUCUGUCCAAGCACCACUUUAAGUGGGAGGAGUUUAUCGUCUUGAACAUGGUGAUAACCAGCAUGCUCAGUCGACUGUGGGUGGUCUUCAGGGGCGUCCUGGUGAGUCUGUCCACUCUGUACCUGGAGCUCCUUCACCUCCGGGGGGUGGUGGCCCACGCCAGGCCCAUGCCCUUCCUCACCAGCUUCUCCCUGCCGGUGGAUCUGCUGGACUUCCUGGGUCCUGGUGGAUCUGUACUGAUCAAACGGAGCCUUCAGAGCAAAAAACCAGAAGAAAAGAAGAGGAGGAGGCAGAAAAAGGAGAAGCACCAACAGACCAGGAGAGUUCCAGAAGAUCUGGGGGUCUCUGUCCACAGAGGUCUAAUUAAGGACUCAGACAUGAAGCCUUUUCUCAACAUUUUCAGGAAAUUCACUGAGGGAAAGUCUAUUCCUCAUAAAGCCCAGAAGAAACAAACAUUUAAGGAACAAAUGAGAGGAGCCACCUCUUUCACAGACGCAGGAAUCCAUCUGGAAAAAAUGAUUCAGUGGUGCAGAUCCCAGAGGAUGGAGAGAGAAAAGCGCCUGUUAACCUUCCUGCGCCUGAAGUGUCAGAAGAUGAAAAGCCUGGAAGCAGCAGGUUACAGCGUUCACAGGAAACUACGCACCUUCAGACAGGAAGUGCACUCGGUGCUUUCUCCUCAGAAGUCGUCGCCGAAGACGUGUGGAUCUGUACGUUCAAAAAGGAGGAGCGCUCGUCUGAGGAGUCGGAUUCAGACGCUGAGGAGUGAGAUGAAGGCGACGACUGGAGGAAGAAGAAGACAGAGGAGGAGGAAGACGGAGGGCGAUGGGAGGAUCAGGACUAGAAACGAGGCGGAUCCUCAGAUCACCCACUGUGACAUAGAUGACAUAUUUGCAUCUGCAGGUUUAUGACGCAUCAGCAGGUGGAUGGAUGCAGGACCAGACACCUUUUUAUUUUCUAGUUUAUUUAUCACAGUUUUCACUUUUUACGGCAAAAAAAUGGAUAAGAAUCUGUUCCGUUUGUUUUGUUACCAAGGAGACUAACUCUCCUUUUUAAUAUCAGUGGGUUUUUUUUUUUUUAUCAUCAUGAAUUUAAUCCCUUAGGGGUGAUCAGAACCUCUGCUUCACCU
Sphaeramia orbicularis (orbiculate cardinalfish) is the source of this 1602-nucleotide messenger RNA. RefSeq names its product ribonuclease MRP subunit p64 (gene rmp64). Gene Ontology annotation, cellular component: nucleus. The record is from RefSeq and is a predicted model, not a curated record. Gene Ontology annotation, biological process: positive regulation of Notch signaling pathway. Lineage: Eukaryota; Metazoa; Chordata; Actinopteri; Kurtiformes; Apogonidae. The coding region runs from base 23 to 1384 and encodes 453 amino acids. The transcript is spliced from 9 exons.